AUGUUACUUCGGCAAAUGUUAUCAGCUUCACAAACCAUUGCUUGGGACGAUCCUCUUGAUGAUUCCCUCCACCAGAAAUGGUCGGCAUGGGUAAAAUCCCUUCAACAUUUGGAGAACGUCAGUAUACCAAGAAUGUGCUGUAAGCUCUCUGUUAUCGAGUCAUCAUGCAAGGAAGUACACAUCUUUACGGAUGCCUCAAAAGACGCGAUAGCAGCUGUGGCAUUUCUGAAAGUAUGGAAAGACAGUGAGAACUAUGACGUAGGAUUCCUCAUGGGAAAAGCUAAAGUAGCCCCUACGCAUGGCCACACAAUUCCUCGCCUGGAAUUGUGUGCUGCAGUACUUGGAACAGAAAUUGCGGAGUUCAUUAAAGAACAAAUGGACCUAGAGGCAAAAAAUUUCCGGUUCUACAGUGAUAGUCAAGUCGCUCUUGGUUACAUAUCCAAUGAUGCCAGACGCUUUUAUGUUUACGUUGCGAAUAGAGUAAGCCGGAUUCGAGCAUUCAGUGAACCUAACCAUUGGCAACAUGUUGCGACAGAUCAGAAUCCUGCAGACUUGGGCACUCGAGCGUUCGAUGCUCAAGGCCUCUCUCAAAGUAUGUGGCUGCGAGGACCAGCAUUCCUCAGGGAAGACAACCUCUCCACAAACACUGAGGGAGCGCGUCAAAACAUUGACCCUAUCUCAACAGAAGACAAGGAAGUCAGACCGAGAGUUGUAGUCAACAAGACCAGUGUCAAGAGUGACUCUUUGGACUUUAUGUCUUCACUUCUUAAAAAAUACUCACAGUGGGCUAAGUUAGUGCGUAGUGUAGCCAUACUGAAACACAUAGUCUCAUCAGCGAGGAAUCCAUGCAAAAACUCGUCCAGAAGAUGGCACUACUGUCCCGAGUCUUUGAACUUGAGUGCGCUGAAAGCAGCUGAUAUUGCUUUAUUGAGAAUGGCUCAGGAAAAUGAAUUCUCCGAUGAAAUAGAAUGUAUCCGAAGAGGAAAACCUGUUCCCAAGAGUAGCAGAAUCCUUACCUUGGCACCAUUCCUUGAUUCUAAUGGUCUGCUACGUGUAGGUGGUAGGAUUGCAGCAGCGCAGAAAUUCGUUGGCCUUGAUGUCCAUCCAAUAAUUAUACCCAAGAAGUCCCAAGUAGCUAUUCUUUUGACGAGACAUUUCCAUGAAAAUGUGCUCCAUCAGGGAUGUCGGAUAACUGAAGGCAAGAUACGGUCAUCAGGAUUUUGGAUUAUUGGAGCCAAGCGUCUCAUAGCUUCAGAAAGCCACCACUGCGUGACAUGUCGCAAGCUCCGAGGAUCAUUCUGCGGUCAAAAGAUGGCUGACCUUCCAGAAGAUCGGUUGACUCCAGGUCCACCCUUUACAUUUGUAGGCGUUGACACGUUUGGUCCCUGGAAUGUCACUGCAAGGCGUACACGAGGAGGAUUGGCUACAAGUAAGAGAUGGGCCAUUCUGUUUACAUGUUUGGUGUCCAGGGGAAUCCACAUUGAACUAGUGGAAGAAUUGAGCACUUCCUCUUUUAUCAAUGCGCUAAGACGUUUCCUUUCCAUUAGAGGACCUGUCCGUCAGUUCAGAUCUGACAGAGGAACCAAUUUUGUUGGCGCUGUGAAUGAUUUACAGAUGGUUCAUCAGUAUGUGGAGAAACCUUCAGUGCAGAAGUUUCUUCAGGACAAGGAAUGCUCAUGGCUUUUUAAUCCUCCACACGCUUCCCACUUCGUCGGAGUAUGGGAGCGUAUGAUCGGUGUGACCCGUAGAAUUUUAGAUGGUAUGCUUCUGCGAACUGGGAUGAAGAGUUUGACCCAUGAAACCUUAUCGACCUUUCUAUCAGAAGUCUCCGCUGUUGUUAAUUCAAGACCUCUUAUUCCCUUAUCGGAAGAUCCCAGCGAUCUGUCUAUCCUGACACCAGCCAUGUUACUCAAUCACAAGAUGGGACAACUACCGGAGUCAAUACCCUCGUUUCAUCCAAAGGAAUUGUAUAAGUCCCAGUGGCGUUAUGUCCAAACACUUGCUGCAGAGUUUUGGCACAAAUGGGAGCGCGAUUACCUGUCUCUUCUCCAGCCUCGACGCAAAUGGACAUCUGAAGGACCCAGUUUAAAGGAGGGAGAUGUCGUCCUUUUGAAAGAUUCGGACAUUCUGAGGAAGCAGUGGCCCUUAGCUCGCGUGUGCAAAACUUUCCCUUCUGCCGAUGGCCUCGUGCGCGAAGUGGAAGUUUGUGUGGUGAAGGACAGUACUCGAACAUUUUUUGUGAGACCCAUCCAUAAACUUGUGCCCCUUGUGAUAUCUUGACAUGUCUUGUCACAGUUAUUGCAAUAUGAAUAUACGAUUUCAAAUCGCAGUUUCUUAUUAGUAUACAUAUGAAUGUCUAUGUAUUUCUUGCGACAUGGUAUGUCAUUGAUUACGUUAUUCAUAUGAGUUCUUGUAGUGAUUUCCCUUAGAAAUCAGAAGGGGAGUGUUGUGUCGCCGGAUUUUUAUUCGUUCCGGUUUCGGCAUUUAGUGUACUUUUUUAGUCUGUUGUGUAUUUCCGGUGAAUUCCCACACUUUUCUCCGUGCAUUAUUUUCUGUUAUUUGUGACCGAUUCUUGGCAGUCCAAAGAGUAAGUUACAUUUGCAAAGCAUUCUUUAGUAUUGUAAUUACAUGUCCAUGAAGUCACGUUUAUGUCCAUUAUGUAGUUUUUGCACAAUUGUUGUCAACAUAAAUUCAAGGCUGCACAUGGCAAGGGCAUUGUGUAAAACGCGGUAGGAAUUUUUUAUGUAUGACGCCUUUAUGCUGUGUUUACUUUCACCCCGUUUCAAAUUCUUGCAUAUUUACUACCAUUGGACCUAGGUAUUAUGUGUCGCUUCUAGAGAGCCCCUUUUUCUUUGAUUAUUAAAAAUUGGCCUAUUGUAAAUCAUGGAUUGGAUUUGCCACAAUAUUUUUGUAAUUUGCACUUUGUAAGACAAUUUUAUUUGUUUUUACAGUUUCUCACCCUUUGUUAUACAUCUAUACGGAGGAGGCCAAUAAACUAUCAAACAUCUUUGAUCUGUUUGAGCACACUAUAAUUGUCAAAUCAAUCCCAUUAUUUUGUUUAAGAAUGUGAUCCAAAAUUCUACGGCCCGUCCUGUGAGGAGGAGUGUAGUCCUCAUUGUUAUAACGGGACGUGUUACGUAAACAAUGGGUCCUGUAUUGACGGGUGUACUAGAGAAUAUACGGGCGACAACUGUAUACAAGAUUUGUAUGAAACUUCACCAGAAGACCAUGAUAUAGCCAUUGGUGCCGGAGUAGGAGCAAGCAUCUAUGUUAUGAUUAUCGUAGUUAUUGGAGUUGUUAUACUUGGACUGAGAAGAAAGAGAGAUGGUAUUUCCGAAGCAAGACAAGAUGAAACAAAAGAAAGCAGAAUUACGUAUG
Messenger RNA from Ostrea edulis (European flat oyster), 3378 nucleotides. RefSeq lists its product as uncharacterized. Gene Ontology annotation, molecular function: nucleic acid binding. Gene Ontology annotation, biological process: DNA integration. Bases 1 to 2280 code for a protein of 759 amino acids. The transcript is spliced from 3 exons. Lineage: Eukaryota; Metazoa; Mollusca; Bivalvia; Ostreida; Ostreidae. The record is from RefSeq and is a predicted model, not a curated record.